UCCAAAUCCCAUUUUCCUCAACUCACUCAAAACCCUAUAAACCUUCUCUCUCCAAAUUCACACGUUUUCUAAGCAAUGGCAAGGACAAAGCAAACAGCGAGGAAGUCUACCGGCGGGAAGGCGCCGAGGAAGCAGCUGGCGACGAAGGCCGCGCGGAAGUCGGCGCCGGCGACGGGGGGCGUGAAGAAGCCGCACAGGUUCAGGCCGGGGACGGUGGCGCUUCGGGAGAUCAGGAAGUACCAGAAGAGCACGGAGCUUCUGAUCAGGAAGCUGCCGUUCCAGAGGCUGGUGAGGGAGAUCGCGCAGGACUUCAAGACCGACCUGAGGUUUCAGAGCUCUGCCGUGGCCGCGCUGCAGGAGGCGGCCGAGGCGUACCUGGUGGGGUUGUUUGAGGACACGAAUCUGUGUGCGAUUCAUGCCAAGAGGGUUACGAUCAUGCCCAAGGACAUUCAGCUUGCGAGGAGGAUUCGUGGGGAGAGGGCCUAGGGUUCGAUGGGUAGAUAGAUGUAGAGAUCUGUCUUUAGGUCGUCGUUUGUUCAAGAAGACUGUUGUUCUUUGGCUCUAUUUGUAACUGAUCUGCUUUUGUUUGGUGAAUGAUGAUAUGAUGUUGAACCUAAUGAAAUCUAUUGUUCAAGAAUCA
Messenger RNA from Rhododendron vialii, 640 nucleotides. RefSeq names its product histone H3.2. Gene Ontology annotation, cellular component: nucleosome. Lineage: Eukaryota; Viridiplantae; Streptophyta; Magnoliopsida; Ericales; Ericaceae. The record is from RefSeq and is a predicted model, not a curated record. Bases 76 to 486 code for a protein of 136 amino acids. Gene Ontology annotation, molecular function: DNA binding; protein heterodimerization activity; structural constituent of chromatin. The transcript has a single exon.